Molecule: messenger RNA, 5805 nt
Organism: Plectropomus leopardus (leopard coralgrouper)
Lineage: Eukaryota; Metazoa; Chordata; Actinopteri; Perciformes; Serranidae
Gene: jak1
Product: Janus kinase 1
Biological process (GO): intracellular signal transduction; cytokine-mediated signaling pathway; cell differentiation
Cellular component (GO): cytoskeleton; membrane; cytosol
Molecular function (GO): non-membrane spanning protein tyrosine kinase activity; ATP binding; growth hormone receptor binding
Source: RefSeq, a predicted model, not a curated record
AAGCAAGAACCAUAGACAAGAACAGAGGACGACGUCUCUGUUCAAGGUACAAAUUAUCAACAAAUUCUGUGGAAUUUGCGCAGUUUUUCUGUCCCCCUGGACACUGGAUAUUUUUUCUCGAGGACUGUUAGACUGGAAUAGCCGUGAAACGGUACUUAAAAUCCGUCUAGAGAGGAGCUACAACUUGGUUGAAGCGUCUAAUGUACUGAUACUAAACGGAAGUAACUAGUCAGCUGCCUGUGUGAGCUCGCGAGUGUCUGAAUGCCAACUCUGUGGGUGAUGGAGUUGAGCAGGCAACUCUGUGGAAAGAUGAGGAGGUCCAGUAAGAGGGCGCAAUUCUCCUCUUCUCCUACUUCCACUUGGGGCCUCGAGAUCCACUUUUACACACCGGAGGUGCACCAGCUGGAGUACUUCAAAGGCUGCUACACUGUGGAGCAGCUCUGUGUGGAUGCUGCCAAGAAAUGCUCAAUCUCUCCCUUGUGCCAUAACCUGUUUGCCCUGUUUGAUGAGACAACUGGCACGUGGUACCCCCCCAACUAUGAGUUCAAGAUCACAGAUGAAACCAGUGUCAAGUUGCACUAUCGCAUGAGGUUUUAUUUCAGAAACUGGCAUGGAACCACUGAAGGAGAGUCUCCAGUUUGGAGACACUGCAUCAGUAAACUCAGAGGGGGACUUAGUCCACAGAAAACACCAGAAGGAACUCCCCUGCUGGACGCUGCCUCUCUCGACUACCUGUUUGCCCAGGGCCAACAUGACUUUCAGUCAGGCCUUGUUCCUUUAAGGAUGUCCCAGUCAGAAGGAGAGCAACACGAGAUAGAAAAUGAGUGCUUGGGCAUGGCUGUGCUCGCCAUCACUCAUUAUACUACGAAUGUGGAUAUGCACCUGCCCACGGAUUCCCGUGAAAUCAGCUACAAACGUUUCAUCCCAGAGUCUCUGAACCGCAACAUUAAGCAGCGCAACUUUCUGACACGCAUCCGCAUCAACAACGUCUUUAAGAAAUUCCUCAGUGAAUUUAACCGCCGCACAAUGAAGGACAGUAACAUCACACCGUACGAUCUGAAGAUCAAGUACCUGGCCACACUGGAGGGCCUGACCAGCGGCCUGGGUAGCGAGCUGUUUGAGCCCAUCUCACUCAGUGUAAAGCAGGAAGGAGAUCUCUGCAAUGGAGGUUACUAUGGGUACUACAACCAGGGUCAAGGGCAGAGCCAGAGUCAGAACAUAGAGCCCAGCCAUGACAUGCAGGUCCUGGUUACUGGUACCACUGGUAUUUCCUGGAGGAAGAAGCCUGCUGCAACAUCUGUGAUCACCAAAGAAAAGGGCAAGUCAAAGAAGAACAAGUUGGAUGGAAAACAGAAAAAUGACAAAAAGAAAGAAGCAGACGAAGGCUGGGUGAUUUUCUGUGACUUCCAUGAGAUCACACAUGCUGUCAUCAAAGAGGCCAUGGUCACCAUCUCCAGACAGGACAACAAGAGGAUGGAGUUGCAAAUGGCUUCAAGGGUUGAAGCUCUGUCCUUUGCCGCCCUCGUGGAUGGGUACUUCAGGCUGACAGUGGAUGCCCAUCACUUCCUUUGCAAGGAGGUGGCCCCUGCUUCAGUGGUGCACAAUACCAAAAACAGCUGCCACGGACCCAUCUGCACGGAGUAUGCUAUUCACAAGCUGCGUCAGGAGGGCAAUGAGGAGGGCACCUACAUCCUGCGCUGGAGCUGCACUGAUUACCAGUACAUCAUCAUCACAGUGGUCUGCACUGAGAUUGACCUGAAGGAGUCUCGUCCUGUGCGUCAGUAUAAGAACUUCCAGAUUGAGGUGGGCUCCGAUGGGUAUCGCCUGUACGGAACUGAGACUCUUCGGGCCACUCUUGCAGAGCUGCUGGAGCACCUGGAGGGCCAAAACCUUCGCACAGACAACCUCCAGUUCCAGCUGUUGCGCUGCUGCCCUCCACAGCCUAGAGAGAUUUCUAACCUGCUGGUGGUCACUAAAGAUAGAGCGCCGACCCCUCAGACCCCCAUGCAGGAGAGUCAGCUCAGCUUUCAUCGCAUUCUCAAGGAGGAGAUUGAACAGGAGGAGCACCUUGGCAGGGGCACAAGAACUAACAUCUACUCAGGCACACUGAGGGUGAAGAGUGAGGAGGAGGAGGAUGCAGGUUACUCAUCCUUCCAGGAGGUCAAGGUGGUCCUGAAAGUGCUGGGUUCUGGACACAGGGACAUAUCCCUGGCCUUCUUCGAAACAGCCAGCAUGAUGCGACAAGUUUCCCAUAAACACAUCGUGCUGCUGUAUGGAGUGUGUGUCCGCCACCAGGAGAAUAUCAUGGUUGAGGAGUCUGUCCAGCUAGGACCACUGGAUGUAUUCAUGAGGAGACAGCAUAGCCCACUCAGCACACCGUGGAAGUUCCAGGUGGCCAAGCAGCUGGCCUCAGCUCUCAGUUACUUGGAGGACAAAAAGCUGGUCCAUGGCUUUGUGUGUGCUAAAAACAUCCUGCUGGCCAGAGACGGAUUGGGCACUGAUGAAGGAGGGCCCUUCAUCAAGUUAAGCGACCCGGGAAUACCAAUCACAGUACUCACCAGAGAGGACUGUGUGCGUCGUAUCCCAUGGAUCGCUCCCGAGUGUGUCAAGAGCGUGUCCUCCCUGAGCAUCGCAGCUGACAAAUGGGGCUUUGGUACCACCCUGUGGGAGAUUUGCUAUGAUGGAGAAGUCCCUCUCAAAGACAAGAAACUCACAGAGAAGGAGAGGUUUUAUGAAACAGAAUGCCAACUGGCCACCCCAGACUGCAAAGAGCUGGCUGAUCUGAUGACCCACUGCAUGAACUACGAUCCAAAGAAGAGACCUUUCUUCAGGGCAAUCGUCAGAGACAUAGACAUGCUUGAGGAAAAGAAUCCAUCUAUCAAACCCCAGCCUACACCAGAGGUGGACCCAACGAUGUUUGAAAAGAGAUUCCUGAAGAAGAUCAGAGAUCUGGGAGAGGGCCACUUUGGUAAGGUGGAGCUGUGUCGCUAUGAUCCUCGGGGAGAUAAAACAGGUGAACUAGUGGCAGUGAAGUCCCUAAAGCCUGAGAACCGGGAGGAGCAGAGCAACAACCUCUCGAGUGAGAUUGACAUCCUGAAGGCACUCUACCAUGAAAACAUUGUCAAAUACAAGGGCAUCUGCCAAGAGGAAGGUGGUCAGGCCAUUAAGCUGAUCAUGGAGUACCUACCACUGGGCAGUUUGAAGGAGUAUCUUCCCAGAAACAAAAGCAAGACCAGCCUCAGUACCCUGCUCAGCUACUCUGUCCAGAUAUGCAAGGGAAUGGACUAUCUUGGAACUCGAAAUUACAUCCACCGGGACCUGGCUGCCCGAAAUGUGCUGGUGGAGAACGAGAGGACAGUAAAGAUCGGAGAUUUCGGUCUCACCAAGACCAUCAAGGACAAUGAAGGAUAUUACACCGUCAAAGAUGAAAACGACAGCCCUGUUUUCUGGUAUGCUCCAGAGUGUCUGACUCACUGUAAGUUCUACCGUGCCUCGGAUGUUUGGUCCUUUGGAGUGACGAUGUACGAACUCAUAACUUACUGCGACUCCACCAAGAGCCCGAUGACGCUCUUCCUUGGCAUGAUUGGCAGAACUCACGGCCAGAUGACCAUCAUCCGAUUGGUGAAGGUGUUGGCAGAAGGGAGGAGGUUGCCUCGUCCUGAGGGCUGUCCUGAGCCUGUGUACGAGCUGAUGCGCAAGUGCUGGGAGAAUAUGCCCGAAAGGAGAAUCACUUUUAAGCGCCUGGUGGAGGACCUGACCAACAUGCAGCAACAGCUCCAACCACAGAACGACAUCUAAAACUGUUGGAGCCUCUGGGAGAGAAGCUGAUUUUUUGCGUGCAGACUCGGGACCAGACGCAAAUGGCAAAACUGUCCUGAAGGAUGGGAGCUACGCGCAAAGCCGCACUCCUUCGUACUCGCAAAUAAACCCUCUAUUACAUUAAAGACUUUUGGCUCCGUCAGUCAUCAUACUCUGCCAUAUUUUUAACAUUUUUAUUCCUCGUAUUUGUUAUACUAUUUCAAUAUUUCCUUUUGCGUGUUGAGCAUAGAUUGUCAAAUGUAGCCUUAGCCCACGCUCAAUGUGACCAUAUACCUUACAAAGGACUUCCAAGUGUAUCCAAGGGAUUUAACCAUCUGCACCGACAGAAACGUCAAACUUAUGUGACUUGCUGCUCUUCUAAUGUGCUCAGACGGCCUUUACAAUUACAUGGACUCGAGAAUGAGAACGCUCUCACUGAUGGACGCUUAAAAGAUGGAGCUUAAGCAGAGAAAGGAACUGUUUAACGCCUACUUUUACACAGUUUAACAGGGUGUGUGGCAGUCUUCUUUGUGGCGGAGUAGAUCAGUGAUGGGUCGUGUUAAGAAUUGCCUGGGAGGACGGACACGGUCAUUAACGCAGCAACUGAAGAUGUGGUUUUCAAGGUUUUGUGCCACUGCUGUUUGUCUCAUGGACUCUUAUUGGGGAGAACAUUGCAGAGUUGCAUUUCUUUUAGUUAGAGAGCCGUGAAGUGGUCUGUGAUAGGUUUUCUGUUCAGGAUGUGCAGAUGCAGUCCCUAACAGCUGGCUGUAAAUUAGAGCCAACUGAGGUUUUUUUUUUCUAGCAAAAAUGCGGCAUAUUCAUUGAUUCUAGACUCUCAGUUUAAUAAAUGUAUCUUUUCUUUGUUUUACACUGUUGGUCUGACUAAAAGAGAUAUUUUAAGUUUUCGGAAACCGUGACGGGCAUUUUGCACAGACAUUCUUUAGAGCAAUUAAUUGAAAAUAAUCCACAUAAAUAAAUGAUAAAUGUUCAGGCUGCAUUGUUUUAAUGUGUGAUAAAUGCCUGUCUUAUUUAAAUGUACCAGACACAUAUGAUAAUACUUUUCUCUGAAGGGGCUGCAUCUGCACAGGAACAGUAAAUGUACUUUUAUUCUGUCAUUUUACAGGUUAUGGCUCUCUAAUCAUCUUGCAUGUGGUUUCAUUCUCUUCAAAUCAGAUGAAAUGGCAUCUUUCCUACUGUGUUAACCUCCUCAGAUUGUUUGAGGUGGUUCUAUAUGGUCUCUAACAAGUUGAGUUUGUUUAAUGUACUGGAUCUUUAAUGAAGAACUGUAUGCAUCCGAUUAGUCGGCUAAAUCAAACAUACAUUACUCGUUAAUUGAGGAGUGAUAGAUUAAGACGAGUACCUCUUAGAGACACUUGAGGGCAGUAUUGUAGCGUUCCACCAAUGCUUACCAAAUGUCUGUAUACCAUACACAAUAAUGCAAAAAAAGAAGAGCCAAUUGAUAUUAUUGCAGAUUGUAUGUUGGAAGACUUUCUGAGCACACACAGAGAUUAAAGUAAGAAAGAAUAAUCAUGGAUCAUCACAUGGUAUUUUAUGUUUGUUAUUCUAGUUAAAAAUAUAUACUUUCUUUUAAUGACAUUCAUAAUUAUGUAUGUGCAUUUUACGUGUAACAUUGUCUUUGUAAUUCUCCAAUAUGACACAUUUAUAAACGUGUAUUUUGUUGGAGUCUAGGAAUGGUUUGAGCAGAGGGUUUUUUCUAUUUGAAAUCCUGUAAAAUGUCACCCAUUGACAGAUUAUCAUGACUUAAAGAAAUGGUCAGUUCUGCAUCAUGUAACUGUAUGGCUUUUACUGUGAAUGUUGUCAGAGAACAAAAAGUACACAAAGUAGCGCUUCAGUCCACAUUUUAUUUAGGAAUGUAAAAGACAAUUCCUUCUGCUCAAAAUAAGAGAAAAGAAAUAUAUAUAUAUUUUUCAAAAAAUAAGACGCAAGUAUGAAUUAUGGUAAAAGUAUUCAUAAAUACACAAUGAAAAAAUAAAUAAAAUCAAUGUU